Molecule: messenger RNA, 2104 nt
Organism: Poecilia reticulata (guppy)
Lineage: Eukaryota; Metazoa; Chordata; Actinopteri; Cyprinodontiformes; Poeciliidae
Gene: tpte
Product: transmembrane phosphatase with tensin homology
Biological process (GO): dephosphorylation; transmembrane transport; monoatomic ion transport
Cellular component (GO): cytosol; membrane
Molecular function (GO): monoatomic ion channel activity; phosphatidylinositol-3,4,5-trisphosphate 3-phosphatase activity
Source: RefSeq, a predicted model, not a curated record
UGUGAGAGAGCAGGGAGAAGCGAGAGGACUGUGGUCUGUUUGUUGGCCUACUUUUUGAAGUUUCAGGUGGUGUAAAUAGCUUUGUACGGCAGAUUUAUGGUCAAGUUCAGUCUGUCUUUAACGAAAAGAAGUCACAAGACGAACUGUCGUAUAAUUUCACGGAUGACACUCCUAACGAGCAGAAAGGAGCUGCGGUAACUGCGUUGCAGAAACCGAACUGAAUGUGGUUUGGCACGUCUUCAGUCCAAAUCAGAAACUCCCCGGUCCAGAAACGCAUCCAUCAUGUCCGUCUACUUCGACCCAGGACCAGAUUCAGAAGUAAAUGGACUUUUUCAGAUUAUCUUCAGUCUUCAUUCCCCCCACCCCCUUUCUGUUUGUCAGAAACAUUACGAAGAUGGAAGACGCUAAAGUAGAAAUUGAUGAUGGAAAGGAGGAGAGUUUGGUGCCAGACACAAUGUACCAGAAGAUUCGGAAAAUGAUCACUCCAUUUGUUAUGUCCUUUGGGUUUCGUGUAUUUGGAAUGAUCCUGAUUAUUCUGGACAUUGUUCUCGUCAUUGUGGACUUCGUGCUGCACCGUAAGAUGGACAAGAUGGAAGGAGAUGCUACAGAAGCUAUGUCACUCGCCAUCUCCUUCUUCUUUCUUGGUGAUGUCCUCCUGCGUGUCUAUGUGGAAAGCUUCAAAGUUUACUUCGUCUCGAAGCUGAACAUUAUGGAUGCGUGUGUUGUUGUCAGCACGCUGAUUGUUACCAUGGUCUACACUUUCAUCGACGUUACAGGGCCAUAUCUCAUUCCCAGGGCUCUGACAUUCUUCCGCUUCUUGAGAACGAUCAUCUUGGUGAGGAUUUUCAGACUGGCAUCUCAGAAGAAAGAGCUGGAGAAGGUCACUAGGAGAAUGAUAUCUGAGAACAAGAGACGUUAUCAGAGGGAUGGAUUUGAUCUCGAUCUUACCUAUGUCACAGAUCGUGUCAUUGCUAUGUCUUUCCCCUCCUCUGGGAAACAGGCCUUCUACAGGAACCCGAUCCAUGAGGUUGCGAGGUUCCUAGACACUAAACACGAAGGACACUACAAAGUUUACAACCUCUGCAGUGAGAGAGGGUACGACCCCAAGUACUUCCACUACAGAGUGGAACGGAUUUUUAUCGACGACCACAAUGUGCCCACCUUGAUAGACAUGCUGAAAUACACAGAAAGCGUCAGGAAUUGGAUGUCUGCUGAUCCCAAAAAUAUUAUUGCUAUUCACUGCAAAGGAGGGAAAGGACGCACUGGAACCAUGGUGUGCAUUUGGCUCAUUGACAGUGACCAGUUUGAGAGUGCACAGGACAGUCUGGAUUAUUUUGGUGAGAGGAGGACGGACAAGAGUCGCAGCUCCAAGUUUCAGGGAGUGGAGACUCCCUCUCAGAGCCGCUAUGUGGGGUACUAUGAGAUCAUGAAGACCAAGUACAACCGAAAUUUGCCUCCCUCUAGAAGCCUGAGGAUUAAAAGCAUCCGGAUUCACUCUAUAGCAGGUGUGGGCAAAGGGGAUGGCAGUGAUCUGAGAGUGAAAAUAAUAAUGGGGAAAAAUCUGAUCUUUCAGUGUGUUUGCAGCACACAGGAGAACUGCAAGGUGUUUCCUGAUGCAGGCAACAAUGCUGCAGUAAUCAGCCUGGAGAAUGGGCCUUUGGUUGAAGGCAAUGUGAAGGUUAUGUUUGAAUCAAGUGCGGGUCUUCCGAAAGGAUAUGAAGACGUUCCGUUCUACUUCUGGUUUAAUACGUCCUUUGUAGAGGAAAACAAGCUGUUUUUGUCCAGAGAAGAGCUGGAUAACCCACAUAAAUCUAAAACCUGGAACAUAUACAAAGAGGACUUUGGUGUCACCAUGUUCUUCUCAGAUUCUGAUUGAAGCAAUUUUAGAAAGAAAAGAACAAAAACCUGUAAUUUUGGAAAAAGCUGUGAAGAAAUGAAUGCAUUCAACACUAAAGUGUUUGCUAUAAUCUUCCAUUUAGAUGAUUAUUCUGAUUAGAGCUGGAUGCACCUGUGAUUAAAACAAAGGUAAUGCUCUGAUGUACAUAUGGCACUUGACUAUUAAAUGUUGGAACACUGAUGAUUAAACGAGUGAUGCAAACCUCUA